AUGCCCAUCGGCAACAACGAAUCAGGCGUGUCCUCGGGCAUCAAGUUCGUCACCAGCACCAUCGGCAACACGGUCGGCGGGCUCACCAACACGGUCGGCGGCGUCGUGGGUGCCGCUGGCCGCGGCAUCGGCGAGACGCUCGAGGGCGCCACCGGCAGCGCCGGCAGGCCCGUUGCCCGCGGCGUGGCCGACGCGGCGACCGGCAUCGAGGACGGCAGCGCUCGCAUCGCGAAGGGCGUCAAGGAUGCCGGGCAGGGCAGGUGA
Messenger RNA from Lasiodiplodia theobromae, 264 nucleotides. RefSeq lists its product as uncharacterized. The transcript has a single exon. The record is from RefSeq and is a predicted model, not a curated record. Bases 1 to 264 code for a protein of 87 amino acids. Lineage: Eukaryota; Fungi; Ascomycota; Dothideomycetes; Botryosphaeriales; Botryosphaeriaceae.